AUGCCUAAGAACAGAGGACCCAAGUCUAACGCAAAUCGCCGCAACCGCGCCACUCGUCGCACUGAUCGACUUGCUCAUGUUCCUUCUCAUACCAUGAUCACCUACGAUGCAAGCCCCGCAGCUCUGUCUAUUGAUCUAGAUUUCUGCACCGAUAGACCAGUCGCCGAAGAGGAGGAGAUCUUCCAUGAACUUGUCAACACCGUUCCACAAUAUUCUGAUGAGACAAAUAUCAUUCAUCUGAGAAUGAUCUUUGGCAGUGUACUUAACGAUACCGAGGGAGUCAGCCGUCGGGGAGUUCUCGCUCAUGUCGUCGAAAUCAUUAAUGGUUUUCCACACAUCAAGGAGAUAACUUUUUCUAUUGAUAUUAACCACUAUGACUGGAAGCAAGUCAGCUCUGCGUCCGCCAUCUACGGCCUCAAGUUCCCUAAUUGGACUUUCAAUAUGAAGGUGGAAAAUCGUGAGGCUCAACAAAUCCUCUUUAACUCACGCAUCGAUCGACAACUUCGAGCAGCAGAGGCAAAAGCACUCCAACAAACUUUGUAG
This is a messenger RNA of Botrytis porri, 543 nucleotides long. RefSeq lists its product as uncharacterized. The transcript has a single exon. Lineage: Eukaryota; Fungi; Ascomycota; Leotiomycetes; Helotiales; Sclerotiniaceae. The record is from RefSeq and is a predicted model, not a curated record. Bases 1 to 543 code for a protein of 180 amino acids.